AAUUCCUUGGCAUCUAAGUUAACACUAGACCACUCUUUCUCUCUCUCCUUUUUCACAGUCUCCCCAAAUUUAGAAAACCAAGCCCACCUCUCGAAUAUUCCCAAUCUCCUUGAUUUUCAACCUCAGAGCUCUUACGCGAUCGAUACCCAAUUUGGCGGUUCAAUCAAUUCGGCAGCUUGAUCGUAAAGGCUUUGGAGGGAGAUGAGGAUCGAGCAAUUGGACGAGCCGGAGUUGGAUCGGAGCGAAUUGAAGCAGAUUGUAAGGGUUCACGAAGCGAAGAGAGCUCUGGUCGGAGCCGGUGCUCGGAUCCUGUUUUACCCGACCCUUCUGUAUAAUGUGCUUCGGAAUAAGAUGGAAGCUGAGUUCAGAUGGUGGGAUGAAGUUGACCAGUUUGUGCUCCUCGGCGCAGUUCCUUUCCCGAAAGAUGUGCCUCACCUGAAGCGGCUUGGUGUUGGCGGUGUUAUCACGCUCAAUGAAUCUUAUGAGACGCUGGUUCCUUCGUCUCUGUAUCAUGCCCAUGGAAUUGAGCAUUUGGUAAUCCCCACACGUGAUUAUCUCUUUGCGCCCUCGUUUGAAGAUAUCAGUAGGGCUGUGGAGUUCAUUCACAAGAACGGAUCAAGUGGUAGAACUACUUAUGUUCACUGCAAAGCAGGUCGGGGAAGGAGCACUACCAUUGUGCUUUGUUAUUUGGUGGAAUACAAGAAUAUGACCCCAUCUGCUGCCCUGGAGUAUGUGCGAUCUAGAAGGCCCCGUGUGCUGUUAGCCCCCUCACAGUGGAAGGCUGUUCAAGAGUACAGCAGAUGUUGUAGAGCUACCACUGCGUGCUCUCCCUCAGGAGAUGCGGUUUUUAUUACGAAAGAUGAUCUUGAAGGGUAUCAUGGCAGUUAUGACAAUACUGAUGUUAAGCAGUUGACAAUGGUACCUAAGAUGGUGAAAUCCAGCCCCAUGAUAGCGCGGUUGUCCUGCCUUUUCGCAUCCUUGAAAGUUUCCGGUGGACCAGUCACAAGGCGGCUGCCAGUUCCAGAGUCACGCGCUUGCUGAGUCCCUCAUUUCUAAGUGGCACGAGUUGUUUGUUUGUACAAAAGAGGAAACAAUUUUGGAAGUUUUACAAAGUUCCAAGGUUUUUAGUAUCUUCAUGUUCAUGAGAGAAGGGUAAAUGAAGAUACUAAGGAAAAGAAAAGAACAAAAAAAUCAAAGCGGCGGCGUUUGUCAAGGUCGUGUAUACCAAACACUGUCAAUGGCUGAGGAAUGUAAUUGCAGUUCUGUACAUAAUUGUAUCUCAAUUUUCUCCUUUCCUGCUGUCAUUUUGCUUGUCAAUGUCCUAGUUUUGUACCAACCACACUAUGUAAUUUGCGGGAAUUUCAGUCAUCAUUUUGCUUGACCUUGGAAGUUGGAAGUUUCAUU
Messenger RNA from Argentina anserina (silverweed cinquefoil), 1404 nucleotides. Its product is annotated as phosphatidylglycerophosphate phosphatase PTPMT2-like. The coding region runs from base 202 to 1041 and encodes 279 amino acids. Lineage: Eukaryota; Viridiplantae; Streptophyta; Magnoliopsida; Rosales; Rosaceae. The record is from RefSeq and is a predicted model, not a curated record. Gene Ontology annotation, biological process: protein dephosphorylation. Gene Ontology annotation, molecular function: protein tyrosine/serine/threonine phosphatase activity. The transcript has 7 exons.